GAAACUUCAAAUAGCUAAGGGAAAUUACUCUACAUUGAAGUAAAGAAAAAGAAAAUUGACAUGAAACAACACCGUUAUAUUCUAUGAAAAGCUUUUAAAAAAUGGUUCUUACACCUACUAUGGCUGCUGAAAGUACAGAAAGUGAAGGAAAGUCUGGAUUUGACUCGUCAGAUGAGGAAGAAGGAGAACUUGACCUGUCACCUUUUACAUUGUCAUGGUUAGAACUUGGUACUGGAGAUGGGCUGGACAAACUUGGCAUCAGUGGACUACCUGGAUGUAAAUUUAAAAAUACCUGGAGAAGCCUUGAGAAUGAUAUCAAAUGCCUAAAGUCAGAAGGUGUAGAUGAGGUGUUUUCAUUAUGUACAAAGGGAGAGUUAAACAAGUAUCGUGUUCCAUGGUUACUCAAUGAAAUGACAGGUGCCGAUAUUGUUGUACAUCAUUACCCAUUCCCAGACGGACAGACUCCAAACAUGCCAAGUCUGCUGAAAAUGGUUGAUGAGAUACAAGUGUCAGUCCGUAACGGAAGAAAACCUUUGGUGCAUUGUUUUGGUGGAUUAGGACGGUCCUGCUUGGUUGCAGUGUGUGCUAUGUUGGUGGUAGAUGAAAGUUUGGAACCACAGAAAGCUAUAGAUAAAAUCAGAGAGUUAAGAGGACCAGGGGCUAUACAGUCAGUGAAGCAAUACAAUUAUGUUUGCGAUUUCCGACAAAUAUAUGAAGAAUACAAAAGAGAGAAUGAGACGGAGGCAAGGUCAAUCUCAAGGUGACAUCGUCCAACUAGUUCAGGAAAAGAAACAUUAUUUAUAAAAGUGCUCAACAU
Molecule: messenger RNA, 817 nt
Organism: Ruditapes philippinarum (Manila clam)
Lineage: Eukaryota; Metazoa; Mollusca; Bivalvia; Venerida; Veneridae
Product: cyclin-dependent kinase inhibitor 3-like
Exons: 8
Coding region: 102-764 (220 amino acids)
Biological process (GO): dephosphorylation
Cellular component (GO): nucleus
Molecular function (GO): protein tyrosine phosphatase activity
Source: RefSeq, a predicted model, not a curated record